Messenger RNA from Danio rerio (zebrafish), 1198 nucleotides. The record is from RefSeq and is marked validated. Lineage: Eukaryota; Metazoa; Chordata; Actinopteri; Cypriniformes; Danionidae.
UUCAGCAUAGUUUCAGACUCUGGAGGAAGACGCUGCCAAUGCAAGCAACAGAGCCUCGGCUGAAGUGGAGCUGAGGAAUUUUUGUGAGACUUUUGCUCAUAAAAACACUCCUUGUCUGAAGUUAGGAGAGGAAAGCUGAGAGAAAGUCUGAAUCUGAGACGGCAGUCAUGGCGCUGGUGAGAGUGGGUAGAGUGGCAGAGCGUCAGUGGGAAGUUUUAUUAUCCACUCUACAUCUGGCAUUGGAUGACUAACCAAACACACUGGAACUCCUUCACGCACCACUGAAGCGUUCUGGAAUCCUGAGAUGACCCGGAGCGGUGGGAUGAGUUUGGCAGUGCUGUCCUGCAUACUGUGGCUAGCAGCUCCUGCCCUCCUGCGCUCCGAGUUCAAGGUGGCUUACGUGACGGAAAGCAACGUUUACAUGUGCACAGAGCUGGCCUUCUGCGAGAAAAUGAACACGAGCGAACUCGGCAACUGCAGAGACCACUCAGAGGUGCUGCAGAAAACCCCAAAACCCAGUCCCGUCCAGAAGAAGCGUCUGACGGUUUGGUAUACAUCGCCUCUGAAUGUGGCCCUGUUCCUGAACAAUUCUGAAGUCCGGCAUUUGUCGCUGGUUCAGUGCAAACCUCCUGCUGAGCAGCCCGUCCUGUCUGAGUACUUCACAGUGCAGCGUUUGGAGACGUUCACCAUCACGUACCCCUUCCGGAAGCCUGAACAGAGUUAUGAUUUUGUAAUAGGGAAGGACAGGGAUGCUCCAUAUCACGAGGAGGCCAGGAUCGCGGUCAUUCAUACCUCUGUGCUGACCGGCAAGACAGAGCUGAAGUCCUACACCGUCCAAACCAAAGUAGAUCACAGCGGCAUGAUGUCCUUUCCGGAGAUUUUCAUGUCUCGCAGUGGGCUUUUGGAGAUGUCCAGGAUAUUUGUCACGUUUUUAUACUGAGAGAUUUUUUUUCUUAAAUUUUAGCACUGCAUUGUUGAUGUACAUGUCAAUAUGGGGCCAUUUUGCAUAGUUAGGACAGAUGUGAAUGCCCUACGAAAUGCAUUGGGAUGGAUAUAAUUGCGAUCGCCUUAAACUAAACUGAGAGACUUUUUUGCAAUUGAAAUGCUGCAUUGGUGAUGUUACUGCAUUACUGCAUCCAAAAUGGUGAAAAGCCUUGGAGUAACGAUUGAUGACCAACUAAACUUCUCUGACCACAUC